Messenger RNA from Daphnia pulicaria, 450 nucleotides. Its product is annotated as extensin-2-like. Lineage: Eukaryota; Metazoa; Arthropoda; Branchiopoda; Diplostraca; Daphniidae. The record is from RefSeq and is a predicted model, not a curated record. The transcript is spliced from 2 exons. Bases 1 to 450 code for a protein of 149 amino acids.
AUGGCGGAUACCAAACCGCAAUGCCGCCGUCUUACUACACAACAACAAUAUACGCAACAACCCGAGGGCUACUACACCGAAGUCCCCAAGUGCUACACCGAAAAGACUGAAUAUUACACGACCACGUACGCUGCGCCAGGUUACUACAUCGAGGAACCCAAGUAUUACUCUGCUCCAAGCUACUACCAAACAGAGGCUCCUGUUUACUACACCAAGGUCCCCGAGUAUUACACUACAACCUAUGCUGCCCCCAGCUACUACACCGAGGCCGCCAAGUACUACACUACCAUGGCACCUGAGUAUUAUACCACUACUUACGCCGCUCCGACCUACUACACCGAAGCUCAAAAGUAUUACUCUACCCCCAGUUACUACACCAAUAAGGCACCUCAAUAUUACACCUCAACCUACGCUUCUCCAACUUACUACAGGGACGCUCCUAAAUACUAG